AUGGAACUUUACAUCCAGAACACCACUAUAGAAUACAAAAAACUUAUUGUCAAUCUUGACAGAUUUAGUGGCUUAUUAUGUUUGUGCAAGCAGUUAAGAGAACAGGUUAUGCCACUUGUUGAUGCUUGGGGGCUGCCUGACUUUGUUAUUAAAGCUCCAUCAGGAAGAUAUGAUGGUGAUAUUUAUACUGCAUACUUUGAUGUAGUUAGAUCUGCACCUAAUUGUAUUGGUGUACAAAAUAUUGGCUGA
Entrophospora sp. SA101 is the source of this 249-nucleotide messenger RNA. Lineage: Eukaryota; Fungi; Glomeromycota; Glomeromycetes; Entrophosporales; Entrophosporaceae. The record is from the annotation of a GenBank genome assembly.